This is a messenger RNA of Oreochromis niloticus (Nile tilapia), 10527 nucleotides long. It is a transcript of the gene adgrg2a, whose product is annotated as adhesion G protein-coupled receptor G2a. Gene Ontology annotation, molecular function: G protein-coupled receptor activity. The transcript has 15 exons. The coding region runs from base 30 to 8516 and encodes 2828 amino acids. NCBI's taxonomy places the organism in Eukaryota, Metazoa, Chordata, Actinopteri, Cichliformes, Cichlidae. The record is from RefSeq and is a predicted model, not a curated record. Gene Ontology annotation, cellular component: plasma membrane. Gene Ontology annotation, biological process: cell surface receptor signaling pathway; adenylate cyclase-activating G protein-coupled receptor signaling pathway.
AUAAUUCUACAACAUUGUACAACACAGCUAUGUCCAACAAUAAUUUUACAACAGCGUACAAUGCAACUACAGCCAGAAACAAUUAUACAACAGUCAACAGCGCAACCAUAACAGGUGAGAGUCACACAACAUACAAUACAACUACAACUGGCGACAGUUAUUCAACAGCAUACAAUCAAACUACAACAAGCAAAAAUGACAGUACAGCGUAUAAUACAACUAUAGCUGGUAGAAAUUACACAACACUGUACAGUGAAACCACAGCUGGUAACAGUUACAGAGAAACUGGCAAUAUUUCCAAUACAACUACAGCCAGCAACAAUUACACAACAGUGCACAGUGCAAAUACAACUGCCAAAGAUUUAUCAACAGGAUAUAAUGCAACUUCAGCAAAAAACAAUUACCCAACAGUGAGCCCAUUUCUAACAACUCUGGACAAUACAACAGUGUACAGUUCAAUUACAUCUGGCACCAAUGACAGACAACCUGGCAACAGUUACAACACAGCCACAGCCAACAAUAAUUCUACAACAGUUUACAGUGCAACUACAGAGAGAAAAACAUAUACAACAGUCAAUACCACAACCACAGCUGGUAACAAUUACAAAAUACCACAAAAAACAACUAUGGGUAGCAAUAAUUAUACAACAGCACACAAUGCAACUACAGCCAGCAACAUUUACGCAACAACCUACAAUUCAGCUAUGUCAGACAACAAUUACAACACAACUACAAACAUCAAUAAUUCUACAACAUUGUACAACACAGCUAUGUCCAACAAUAAUUUUACAACAGCGUACAAUGCAACUACAGCCAGAAACAAUUAUACAACAGUCAACAGCGCAACCAUAACAGGUGAGAGUCACACAACAUACAAUACAACUACAACUGGCGACAGUUAUUCAACAGCAUACAAUCAAACUACAACAAGCAAAAAUGACAGUACAGCGUAUAAUACAACUAUAGCUGGUAGAAAUUACACAACACUGUACAGUGAAACCACAGCUGGUAACAGUUACAGAGAAACUGGCAAUAUUUCCAAUACAACUACAGCCAGCAACAAUUACACAACAGUGCACAGUGCAAAUACAACUGCCAAAGAUUUAUCAACAGGAUAUAAUGCAACUUCAGCAAAAAACAAUUACCCAACAGUGAGCCCAUUUCUAACAACUCUGGACAAUACAACAGUGUACAGUUCAAUUACAUCUGGCACCAAUGACAGACAACCUGGCAACAGUUACAACACAGCCACAGCCAACAAUAAUUCUACAACAGUUUACAGUGCAACUACAGAGAGAAAAACAUAUACAACAGUCAAUACCACAACCACAGCUGGUAACAAUUACAAAAUACCACAAAAAACAACUAUGGGUAGCAAUAAUUAUACAACAGCACACAAUGCAACUACAGCCAGCAACAUUUACGCAACAGCCUACAAUUCAGCUAUAUCGGACAACAAUUACAACACAACUACAGCCAUCAAUAAUUCUACAACAGUAAGCCCAUUUCUAACAACUCUGAACAGUACAACAGUGUACAAUUCAGUUACUUCUGGCAAUAAUGAGAGACAGACUGGCAACAGUUACAAUACAACUACAGCUAUCAACAAUUCUACAAAACUGUACAAUACAGCUAUGUCCAGCAAUAAUUUUACAACAUCGUACAAUGCAACUACAGCCAGAAACAAUUAUACAACAGUCAACAGUGCAACAACAAGUGGUGACAAUUACACAACAUACAAUACAACUAUAGCUGCCGACAGUUAUCCAACAGCAUACACUCAAACUACAACAAGCAAAAAUGACAGUACAGUGUAUAAUGUAACUAUAGCUGGUAGCAAUUACACAACAGUGUACAGUGAAACCACAGCUGAUAACAGUUAUAGAGAAACUGGUAAUAUUUCCAUUACAACUAAAGCCAGCGACAAUUAUACAACAGUGCUCAGUGCAAAUACAAGUGUCAAAAAUGUAACAACAGGUUACAGUACAACUACAACAAACAACAAUUACACAACAGUGAGCCCAUUUCUAACAACUCUGAACAGUACAACAGUGUACAAUUCAGUUACUUCUGGCAAUAAUGAGAAACAAACUGGCAACAGUUACAACACAACUACAGCUAUCAACAAUUCAACAAAGUUGUACAAUACAGCUAUGUCCGGGAAUAAUUUUACAACAGCGUACAAUGCAACUACAGCCAGAAACAAUUAUACAACACUCAACAGCGCAACAACAACUGGUGACAAUUACACAACAUACAAUACAACUUUAGCUGCCGACAGUUAUCCAACAGCAUACACUCAAACUACAACAAGCAAAAAUGACAGUGCAGUGUAUAAUGCAACUAUAGCUGGUAGCAAUUACACAACAGUGUACAGUGAAACCACAGCUGGUAACAGUUACAGAGAAACUGGUAAUAUUUCCAUUACAACUACAGCCAGCGACAAUUAUACAACAGUGCUCAGUGCAAAUACAAGUGCCAAAAAUUCAGCAACAGCAUACAAUACAACUACAGCAAACAACAAUUACACAACAGUGAGCCCAUUUUCAACAACUCUGAACAGUACAACAGUGUACAAUUCAAUUACCUCUGGCAACAAUGACAGAGAAACUGACAACAUUUACAACACAACUACAACCAACAUUACUUCUACAACAGUGUACAAUACAGCUGUGUCCAACAACAAUUAUACAACAGCGUACAAUGCAACUAUGUCAGACAACAUUUACAACACAACUACAGCCAUCAAUAAUUCUACAACAUUGUACAAUACAACUAUGUCCAGCAAUAACCUUAAAACAGCAUACAAUGCAACUACAGUCAGAAACAAUUAUACAACAGUCAACAGUGCAACAACAACUGGUGACAAUUACACAACAUACAAUACAACUUUACCUGCCGACAGUUAUCCAACAGCAUACACUCAAACUACAACAAGCAAAAAUGACAGUACAGUGUAUAAUGCAACUAUAGCUGGUAGCAAUUACACAACAGUGUACAGUGAAACCACAGCUGAUAACAGUUAUAGAGAAACUGGUAAUAUUUCCAUUACAACUAAAGCCAGCGACAAUUAUACAACAGUGCUCAGUGCAAAUACAAGUGUCAAAAAUGUAACAACAGGUUACAGUACAACUACAACAAACAACAAUUACACAACAGUGAGCCCAUUUCUAACAACUCUGAACAGUACAACAGUGUACAAUUCAGUUACUUCUGGCAAUAAUGAGAGACAAACUGGCAACAGUUACAACACAACUACAGCUAUCAACAAUUCAACAAAGUUGUACAAUACAGCUAUGUCCGGCAAUAAUUUUACAACAGCGUACAAUGCAACUACAGCCAGAAACAAUUAUACAACAGUCAACAGCGCAACAACAACUGGUGACAAUUACACAACAUACAAUACAACUUUAGCUGCCGACAGUUAUCCAACAGCAUACACUCAAACUACAACAAGCAAAAACAGUGAAACCACAGCUGGUAACAGUUAUAGAGAAACUGGUAAUAUUUCCAUUACAACUAAAGCCAGCGACAAUUAUACAACAGUGCUCAGUGCAAAUACAAGUGUCAAAAAUGUAACAACAGGUUACAGUACAACUACAGCAAACAACAAUUACACAACAGUGAGCCCAUUUCUAACAACUCUGAACAGUACAACAGUGUACAGUUCAAUUACAUCUGGCACCAAUGACAGACAACCUGGCAACAGUUACAACACAGCCACAGCCAACAAUAAUUCUACAACAGUUCACAGUGCAACUACAGAGAGAAAAACAUAUACAACAGUCGACAGCACAACCACAGCUGGUAACAAUUACAAAAUACCACAAAAUACAACUACGGGUAGCAAUAAAUAUACAACAGCGCACAAUGCAAAUACAGCCAGCAACAUUUACGCAACAACCUACAAUUCAGCUAUGUCGGACAACAAUUACAACACAACUACAGCCAUCAAUAAUUCUACAACAGUGAGCCCAUUUCUAACAACUCUAAACAGUACAACAGUGUACAAUUCAGUUACUUCUGGCAAUAAUGAGAGACAGACUGGCAUCAGUUACAACGCAACUACAGCGAUCAACAAUUCUACAAAACUGUCUAACUUUCUAACAACUCUGAACAAUACAACAGUGUACAAUUCAGUUACUUCUGGCAAUAAUGACAGACAAACUAGCAACAGUUACAAUACAACUACAGCCAACAAUAAUUCUACAACACUGUACAAUACAGCUAUGUCCAGCAAUAAUUUUACAACAGCGUACAAUGCAACUACAGUCAGAAACAAUUAUACAACAGUCAACAGCGCAACAACAACUGGUGACAAUUACACAACAUACAAUACAACUAUAGCUGCCGACAGUUAUCCAACAGCAUACACUCAAACUACAACAAGCAAAAAUGACAGUACAGUGUAUAAUGUAACUAUAGCUGGUAGCAAUUACACAACAGUGUACAGUGAAACCACAGCUGGUAACAGUUAUAGAGAAACUGGUAAUAUUUCCAUUACAACUACAGCCAGUGACAAUUAUACAACAGUGCUCAGUGCAAAUACAAGUGCCAAAAAUUCAACAGCAGCAUACAAUACAACUACAGCAAACAACAAUUACACAACACUUAGCCCAUUUCUAACAACUCUGAACAAUACAACAGUGUACAAUUCAGUUACUUCUGGCAAUAAUGACAGACAAACUAGCAACAUUUACAACACAACUACAGCCAACAAUAAUUCUACAACACUGUACAAUACAGCUAUGUCCAGCAAUAAUUUUACAACAGCGUACAAUGCAACUACAGUCAGAAACAAUUAUACAACAGUCAACAGCGCAACAACAACUGGUGACAAUUACACAACAUACAAUACAACUUUAGCUGCCGACAGUUAUCCAACAGCAUACACUCAAACUACAACAAGCAAAAAUGACAGUACAGUGUAUAAUGCAACUAUAGCUGGUAGCAAUUACACAACAGUGUACAGUGAAACCACAGCUGGUAAUAGUUACAGAGAAAUUGGCUAUAGUUACAAUACAACUACAGCCAAUGACAAUUAUACAACAGUGCACAGUGCAAAUACAAGUGCCAAAAAUUCAACAACAACAUACAGUACAAGUACAGCAAACAACAAUUACACAACAGUGAGCCCAUUUUUAACAGCUCUGAACAGUACAACAGUGUACAGUUCAAUUACAUCUGGCACCAAUGACAGACAACCUGGCAACAAUUACAACGCAACCACACCCAACAAUAAUUCUACAACAGUUCACAGUGCAACUAUAGAGAGAAACAAUUAUACAACAGUUGAUGGCACAACCAUAGCUGGUAACAAUUACAUAAUACCACAAAAUACAACUACGGGUAGCAAUAAAUAUACAACAGCGCACAAUGCAACUAGAACUAACAAAAAUGACUCAGAAGUAUAUAAUGGAAUUAUAUCUGACAGCAAUUACAUAACAGCGUACAACGCAACUACAGCCAGCAACAUUAACACAACAGCCUACAAUUCAGCUAUGUCACACAACAAUUACAACACAAUUAUAGCCAACAAUAAUUCUACAGCAUUUUACAGUACCACUAUGUCCAACAAUAAUUAUACAACAGUAUACAAUACAACUACAGGCGGGCACAGUUACACAAAGGAUUACAAUGCAACCACAGUGAACAACAGUGACACAGUAGUUCAUAAUGCCACUACAUCUGGGACCAAUUUAAAUGAAAAUACAACUAACCAAAAUUACACAACCCUUAAUUAUGCAACUACACCUGGCAGUAAUUCCACAUUAGUGUCCAACAACGUUAGUACAGCUACAACUAUGAAUAGUCCCACAGCAACUACACCUGGUAAUAAUUAUACAACAAUGUAUAAUGCAUCCACAGCUGUCAUUAAUUAUACAGUAGUGUAUAAUGCGAUUACAUCUGGCAACAAUUUUAAUAUAACUGCAACUAACAACAACUACACAAUAGUUUAUAAUGCAACUGGAUCUGGUAGUAAUUACACUCUUGUGUAUGCUGCAACCACAGCUGACAACAAUUACACAGCAAUGUACAAUGUAACAACAGCUGGCACAACUUUACACAAUGGUGUGGCAACAACCAGUAACAGAACAGUUAGUACAACAACAAUAUCUCCCAACUACACAAUGAUAACGAGCACAACUACAGCCUCUAACAAUUACACAACACCAGUGAUCAUUACUCCGACUACUCUAUCUCAAAAUAAAACAACUGCAAUUAUUGGAACCACAGAGAAAAGCACAACUGCUGCAGUGUCUCACAGUACUAAACCUACUUCAGCUCCACUGAAGAACCAGACUGCAAAAUUCACCACAGUGAGUUUGACUCAUGUCACAACAAUAAACAAAAAUGAAACCAUGUCCACCACAACUGCCAGCACUGUCCAAACAAAUGACACACCAGAGGCCGGUUUAACGACAACAACAACAACAACAACGACAACAACAACAGAAAAUGCCUCUCUUGUUAUUACCUCACCCCCAACCACUGCAACUACUAUAACAGGUCAUGGUUCACAAGAUUUAAAUGGCAACUCUGCUGAGGUUUCUUUGACACCGCUCACCAAAACUACUACAACCACCACAGUGGCUGAGAACACAGGAACUUCCACAACUGAUGUACAAACAACUGAUGAAGCAAUCUACCUGUUGAAUCAAACACAGGCUGUAUCUCUGCUCAACGCCUCUCAAGUGUCGCAGUUGGUUGAGACACUGGAGAAACAUCUGGACAGUCCCUCUGUUUUACCAUCAGUGGUAAUCAAAGUUGUCAGUAACUUGAUGGACAGUAACCCUGAGGCACUCUCUGAAUCUGCAAACAGGCUGAUUCACUUGGUGGAUAAUCUGGGUGUUAAACUGGCUGUCACUGGUGGCGAUGGAAUUCUGUCAACCAGUUCCUUAGUUGUUGCUGUGAAGACAGUGAAUGGGAGCAACUUCACAACAAUCCUUUUUGAUGUUUUUAACACUGAUCAUGUCCAGUUCAGUGGCCCAAACAGGACCAUGUUGAAAAGCUCCGAGCCUGCUGUGGCGUCUGUAUACUUGCCUGCCUCCCUCACAUCUGGUAUCAGCCCUGAAGAGCAGAAGCAGGCCAACAGCGUCCAGUUUACUUUCUAUGCAAAAAAUUCAUUCUUUAAGGAUGCAUCAUUAGAUAACAAAACUCUUGUCAGCGCAGUUCUAGGCUCAAGUGUGGCUAAUCUGUCAAUUAGCAACCUGAGUGAAAACAUUGAGUUCACCAUACGAAACAGCCACCCAGUUCAUGAAAACUACACAGCCAAGUGUGCAUUUUGGGAUUUCACGCUGAAUAGUGAUGGAGGAGGCUGGAGCUCUGUUGGCUGCUUUGUGGUCAACAGCACCCCUGAAUAUACAAUCUGCAGCUGCAGCCAUCUUACAUCCUUUGCAGUACUGCUGGAUUUGUCCAGACAGGAACUUCCUGACCCGAAGAACGCACAAAUUCUUACUUUCAUCACCUACAUCGGCUGUGGAAUCUCUGCUAUUUUUCUUGCUAUCACAUUGCUGACGUAUCUUUCUUUUCCAAAAUUGCUAAGGGAUAUACCAGCCAAGAUCUUGGUCCAACUCUGUUCAUCCCUGCUCUUCCUGAACUUGGUGUUCCUGCUGGACAGCUGGCUGGCGAGCCACAACAAUACAGGCCUCUGUAUUUGUACUGCCUUCUUCCUGCACUACUUCCUGCUGACAUCAUUUACAUGGGCGGGGCUUGAGGCCCUGCAUAUGUAUCUCAGCAUUGUGCGAGUUUUUACACCCUACCUGAGCCAGUACAUGCUGAAGUUCACUCUGAUGGGUUGGGGUAUUCCUCUUGUCAUUGUAAUUAUUGUGAUAUCCGUGGACAAAAACAACUAUGGUGUGAUUAAUUAUGGAAAACACACAAAUGGCACUUCAGAUAACUUCUGCUGGCUGAGUAAUAACAUAGCCUUCUAUGUGGGUGUGGUGGCCUAUUUCCUCCUGAUCUUUAUCCUGUGCAUGCUGGCCUUCAUCGUUGUUAUGGUACAGCUUUCACGGAUCAAGAAGCAAAACCCCCACAACCAGUCUCCCAAAAGAAGUGUUAUGACUGAUCUGCGCAGUGUCACUGGCCUAGUCAUCAUCCUCGGCCUCACCUGGGGGUUUGCUCUGUUUGCAUGGGGACCCCUCUACUUACCCUUUGUUUACCUUUUCUCUAUAUUCAACUCUCUGCAAGGUUUCUUUGUCUUUGUUUUCCACUGUGCUAUAAAGGAGAAUGUCCGCAGGCAGUGGAGAACUUAUCUUUGCUGUGGAAAACUGCGACUGGCUGAGAACUCAGAUUGGAGUCGGACCUUCACACAAACCAAGAAGAAUAUCUCUCGCUCCAGUGCAACUACCUUGGAUCAAAAGUUCACUUCUCGAAGCUCCUCUGGUGUCAGUUAUGGCACCAAUAGCAGUGGCUCUGUGUUCGCGGACAGCGGAAUAUCUGACGGCUCCAACAAUGAUGUCGUUCUCAACGAGAUUCACAGGGGAAAUCUGACACAAGGCAAAACCACCAAGUGACUCUGCCUGAGCUUUCUUUUGUGAUUACAGCCAGUUCCAAGAAAGGAUCUCUGGGAGUUUACAAGAUGCAAAUUGGAGGAGUAGUUUUCCUUUAGAAAGCCUUAAUGUUACAAAAAUGAAGGUUUGAUAAAGGACUAAAGAGGAACAGGGACAAAGGAGACCUUUGUCUAAAUACCUUUAGAGAAGAAGAGAUCAAAAAGUGGAGAAUGUUUUCAAUUCUACACUAAUAGUAUAAAUAAUGGAAGAGUCUUGUUAGCAGAGAUAAGGUGUUUUUAUGACUGAUAAUAUGAUUAGUUUUAUCGUUACAGCUCUGACUCAGUGUUAGUGCUUACUCUCAUUGCAAAGCUACUACUGAAACUAAAACAUUUCAUUGAACUGCAUUUACUUGGUAGCCGAGAACAGAUGCUGUCAGCAUUGUAUAGAUUAAUAUCUGGCUAUUUCUUUGGGGCUAUAUUCAUUUCUUGAACAGACAAAUGAAGGAAUUUCCAGUCUUAACUCUACAUUUCAGUGCCUUUGCCAAAUUCUAAGUUUAUUCUGGCAGUGUCAAAUAGCACUUUGGGAUGGGUUAGCUACCUACAGAGACAAGGUCGAUUGAUGCAAAAUGUGCACAUGCCAAACUCAACUGCUUUAUCAUAUCUGAUAAAAGAUGAUAUCUGCAAGAUUAUUUAAGGGUGCAGUUCUGUUUUAAAUAUUGUAUUAUUCACUACAUUAUACAUUAGUUUUUUAUUCAGUUCAGACAUGCUUUUUAUGAAAAAAAAAGAUGUAAAAUAUUUUCAUGUGGCGAACUGAAGCACAAUCAAAAUAUGGAAUUUAUGUCCUGUCCUUUUUAACAAGGACACAUUUUGCUAAAUGUCCUUGGAAGGCCAUUUGUAUGCAAUGAAAGAUGAAAUAAAAGAGAAAAAACUAACUUCAACUUGUCACCUGCCCAGCUGCUCUCUCUUUUUUUUGCAUCAGACUUUCACAUCUAUUCCACAUCUUUACGUCUGUAAUCAAAUCCUUUCAACAGGAGGGGGAAAAAAACUACAAUUAUGAUCCCAGCAGACAACCCUCUCAUCACCGUGUUGAGUAACCUUCAGCAGAGCAUCUCACGCCCACCCAGCGCCAGUUCAAUCGCAGCCUGUCAAGGUCAGCCUCAGAGGUCGGCAGCAGUUAGCUAUUAAAAGUUUUACAUGAUUUCCAACCUCAGAACAGGGAGACCUCUAAUGUGAAGCCCAUGAGUGAGAAAUGCUGGGAGAAAAAUGAAGAGCUGGAGGCACAGAUGUUACACCGAUGAGCAUGAAUACCAUAAAUUAAAUUUAAUCCUGAAUGCCCAAUGCCAAUCAAUCCUAAUUCUGCAGUUUAAACAGUCUUUAUUUGUGGUAUUGGCAGUCAUGUUAUGCAAUGCCAUUAUACCUUAUCACCUUUGUUUUACCUGUUUAUGUUUUAAUUUUUGACUUUGUGACCCCACUGCGGUCUUAAAGAUCCUUGAUGUCAUAUCUUUUGUCUCUGUUUAACCCUCACAUGCAGAAAUCUCCAAAUUGGAGCUUAGGAGUUAAUGCCUCCCGCUUCACAUGGAAUGAGGCAAAAAAGGCUGUCAUGCACACUGCCAUGCUUUACUGCCAAACAAAAUGUAUAUGUAUUUGUGCACAUAUAACUCAUUAAAUAAAUUAAACAGUUUAUAUUUUGAUAUUUUCUAUAUUAAUGGCAUUUGUAAUUGAUAAUGGUAACGUAGUUAUGGUACCAUUUGGGUACUUGGUAAGAUUUGUGUUAUGGUGCAAAGCUAUCUUAGUAUCGUAGUUUCAAUAAUUAUUCACAUAUUGUGGUGUAAAGCACUUUUAUUAAGCCUUAUGAACCCUGGCUAUAAUGGAUAAAAGUAAAAAAUAAUAGGGUGUGUGUUCUCACAAUGUUCUACAGAGAGUAAAGCUUUUAUUUUAAAGCACUUAGAUGGGCAAAUUUCAGUUUCAUUAAAUUUCAUUAAAUCAGAUCUGUUUAUGUAACUUUUUCUAUACACCCACCCACUUGUGCUCUUCAG